AUGGCUUCACCUAAUGGUUUUUCUAAUCACUUAACCUAUUUUCUGGCUGCUUCUGCUGUUGCUUUUGGAAUUGGUUUCUUUGCUUUGGCAUCAGCUUUGUGGUUCCUGAUUUGCAAACGAAGAGAAAUAUUUCAAAAUUCCCAAUUUAAAGAAACCGAUGAGAGAUGCAGCCAAAGACCAUCAGAGGUGGAGAGUAAAGCUCAUUCUCAGUGUGUUUUUAUUUCUCGAAAUUUUCAUACUGGAAUAUUCCAAUUACAGGAGGAGCAAAGAAAAAAGGAAACAGCACAUUUAAAAGCAAGUGAAGAUCACUUUAAAGAUGAAUACUGCCUUGCAACAAAAAAGGUCACUUAUGACCCUACAGAGGCCAGCUCAACAGCAAAGAGCAGCAAUACAUCCUUAAACUCAUCGACGUUACCAUCUGAUUCUUAUUACAGCGAAACUAUAGAAGCAACUGAUGACUGGUAUUCUGAUGAUUCUCUAGUGAAAAGGAGCUAAGCAAUAUCUUUUCUCAAGGAACCUCUAACAGAAAAAGGAUUUCCAUACCCGUCAACCACUCCAUUAGAAGAAUGUACUGAAUAUGACACUUUAUGAUGAUAAAAAAUAUGACAGCAUUAAGGAAAUAUUUUCAGGAAGAAAUACGGAGGUUGAAAUAUAAAACCAACAUAAUAUUGAAUGACUUUCCUUUUGGAACUUUGUAUACACUAAAAUCAGUAGAGUUAAAACUGAAUCACUAGCUUCUGAGUCUCUUAACAUGUCCAUGCUAAUAUUGCUUUUCUUUUCUUUUUUCUUUUUUUUUUCCCAUAGAGUGGUCUUAUUUCCUUUGCUGAUUCUUAUUCCUAAGAACAAAAUUAUAGGAAGAACAACAGUGAUAUCAUGAAUAUUAAGCUUAACUCCUUGUAUCUCAUCAAAGGACAUAAUAAAUAGUACAAAAUAAUGCAAGUGUAUUUCAUAAUACAGAAGGAAUACUUUAAGAAAUCUUCAGGUCAGAUAUUUUUUAAUUUUUUAGAGAGAGAAAGGGUGAAGGACAGAGAGAGAGAGAGAGAGAGAAAUAUCAACCAUCUACCUUCUACAUGUCUCCCACCAGGGACUGAGCUUCUACAUGGACAUGUGCCCUGACCCAGCAUAGAACUAGCAAGCUUCGGUGCCCAGGAUGAAGCCCAACCAACUGACCCCCAUUGC
Messenger RNA from Myotis daubentonii (Daubenton's bat), 1179 nucleotides. RefSeq names its product chromosome 3 C1orf185 homolog (gene C3H1orf185). The record is from RefSeq and is a predicted model, not a curated record. Lineage: Eukaryota; Metazoa; Chordata; Mammalia; Chiroptera; Vespertilionidae.